Messenger RNA from Racocetra persica, 683 nucleotides. The record is from the annotation of a GenBank genome assembly. Lineage: Eukaryota; Fungi; Glomeromycota; Glomeromycetes; Diversisporales; Gigasporaceae.
AAAAUAAUUUGUCAUUAGACAAAUUAGAAAAUAAUUUACCAAUAGAUACAAGUACUGUUGAAUCUGGUCGUCCCUUUACAACAUUUGCUGAAGCUUAUACAACAAUUGAAAAAUAUACAAUGCAAACAAAUUCAGUCAUAAUCUUAGAAAAAACUACAAAAAACUCUGAUAAUAAAAAAUACGGUGGAAAAAAUGAAGAAUUUAUUACCAAGCGUACUGAAUGCCCAUUUGCAAUUGGAUUAAAUUACUACAAGUGUACUAAUGAAUAUGUUAUAAUGAAGUCAUAUCUGGAGCACAAUCAUGAUAUUUGCUUGAGUGCCACAAAGUUUAGUACUAUUAUUCGUAAACUUGAUGAUGAUGAUCUAGGUUUGGUAGAAAAACUCUAUGACAAUGGUCUUAGAACAAAAGAUAUAUUUUCAGUAUUGAAUUCUGUUAGUUCAAAAUAUAUUCACAAACCCGAUGUUUAUAAUGCAGUAAGCCGUCAACGUAAGCGUAAGUUACAAGGUUUAACUGAAAUUGAGUUGCUUCUUAAAACUUUAUGUGAUGAUGAAAGUAUUAUAGGAAAUAUUGCAUUAAAAACUGUAUACAAUAGUGAGAGAGAUCAGGAUGGCGAAUUUAUUCAAGCUGUUUUUUGGGCGUAUCAUGCAUCACUUUCUGAGUUCACAAUAGGAAAAGAUCAUUGA